Brassica oleracea var. oleracea is the source of this 483-nucleotide messenger RNA. RefSeq lists its product as uncharacterized. The transcript has a single exon. Gene Ontology annotation, cellular component: extracellular region; vesicle. Gene Ontology annotation, biological process: double fertilization forming a zygote and endosperm; regulation of double fertilization forming a zygote and endosperm; regulation of protein localization to cell surface. Lineage: Eukaryota; Viridiplantae; Streptophyta; Magnoliopsida; Brassicales; Brassicaceae. The record is from RefSeq and is a predicted model, not a curated record. Bases 64 to 375 code for a protein of 103 amino acids.
ACUUCUCGACACAACAAGAUCUAAAAGAAACCAUAUUAUUAUUUUUCUCUCAAAUUAAUAGAAAUGGAGCGGAAGCAGAUCAAAGCUAUGUUCUUUAUCUUAACAAUGAUUAUGGCUUUGGUUUGUCAUCAUCAGUCAGAAGCUAUAUCAUUUGUUGGUCGUCUGAAAUGCGUGUUAGAUAUAAGGAGCGUCGAGGGCUGUGUGGAUGCCAUAAAGAAAGCUACAAAGGGAGACUCUCGUGGUUUGGAUAAGCAAUGCUGCGACGCCAUUAGUGGCCUCACCAAUGACUGUUUGCCGAUUAUCUUCUCCGGAGGCCCCGCCAUUGGCUUACUCGUUAAAGCUGCUUGCACUCAUAAAUUCGAUGACGUUAAUUAAUAAUUAUUGGAUCAUACGAGCCGAGGCAUGUACGACUCGAAACCAUAUAAUUGUAUUUGUAUCAUGCAUUGCUUUUUAUUUUUUUGAAAAGGAAAAAAGAAACAGAUA